AUUCUAAUUUAUUUCUUUUCUGCUGCCCAUGCAUAGGUUCAUGUGUUCUUUUACCGAAAUCUACAUGCAUUAAGAAUCAAAUUGUGUCUAAAAACAGUCGUUUUGGUACGUGAAUUCAUCUGCUGCGACUCUCUGCACAAAUGAGCGGUGUUAAGAAUCAGUCCCUCUCUAUCCAUCCCGACGAGCUCAAGUUCCAAUUUGAGCUCGAGAAGCAAAUAUGCUGCGAUCUCAGAGUUUCAAACACGACAGACCAGCAUGUGGCCUUCAAGGUCAAGACAACUUCUCCGAAAAAAUACUUUGUUCGACCCAACACUGGUGUUAUACAGCCUUGGGACUCAUGUAUGAUACGAGUGACCCUUCAAGCUCAACAAGAUUACCCUCCAGAUAUGCAGUGUAAAGAUAAGUUUCUUCUUCAGAGCACCAAAGUAGCACCAGAGACUGAUAUUGAUGAGCUUCCACAAGAUACUUUUAAUAAAGAUAGCGGGAGAACUAUAGAGGAUUCCAAGCUUAGGGUUGUGUACAUCUUUCCUCAAUCGGGCUCAACAAAUGCAGAAGAUGGUUAUAAAAGUUCUGAUAGCAAUGUGAGCUCUACUUCUAUUGCCGUACAGCGUCUCAGAAUUGAGAAGGAUGCAGCUGUCCGGCAAGCACAACAGCUGCAACGCGAGUUGGACACGUUGAAGAGGCGAAGAAGUAGAAGAAAUUCAGGGUUUUCUUUCAAAUUUGCAAUUUUUGUGGCCCUGAUUGGAAUUAUGGUUGGCCUUCUACUGAACUUGUCAUUGUCCUCACCUCCGCCUACUCCAGGUCCAGUACCCUCCGCGCCUCCUACAGAUUCAGUACCAGUUACAGCACCCUCUACGCCUCCUACUGAAUAAUUUUGUCCUCAUAGUAUCAAAACCUUCUGGUUUUCCCAUCAUUCUGAUAUGUCGAAA
Messenger RNA from Daucus carota subsp. sativus, 929 nucleotides. RefSeq names its product vesicle-associated protein 2-1. The record is from RefSeq and is a predicted model, not a curated record. Gene Ontology annotation, biological process: endoplasmic reticulum membrane organization. The transcript has 7 exons. Gene Ontology annotation, cellular component: plasma membrane; endoplasmic reticulum membrane. Lineage: Eukaryota; Viridiplantae; Streptophyta; Magnoliopsida; Apiales; Apiaceae. The coding region runs from base 141 to 872 and encodes 243 amino acids.